AUGGACGAAGAGGAUCCGGAGACUCUGACGCCCAAUAUCCCAUGCUUCCGGAAUCUUCGAGUCGAUCUCGGUGGACUCAACGUCCUCGUUGGUCUCACCUGCAGCCCUAUUACUGUCAUAUACGCCGUGGAAACGGUAUUCGAUGCUUCCGGAACUUCCCCGGCAGCCGCCAUGAUGUUCAUUUAUCCAGAUUUCGAGCCUUGGAUGUUAUUUACUGGCAAAGAUCAUUCAUAUUGGAUUCAUCGGCUCCGAUAA
Molecule: messenger RNA, 255 nt
Organism: Marasmius oreades (fairy-ring Marasmius)
Lineage: Eukaryota; Fungi; Basidiomycota; Agaricomycetes; Agaricales; Marasmiaceae
Exons: 2
Coding region: 1-255 (84 amino acids)
Source: RefSeq, a predicted model, not a curated record